AUCAGUAGGUACAUACAAGUACAUACAAUGAACUUAACACGAACUAUAUUUCCAUAUCGAGUUAAGGCAUGCACCCUUAAUUAGACCCCUGGAAACCUAUGAACGUCCCAUCUCAUGAUUGAUCCUUGAAACUGUGACUCUCAAACCAAAAACCUUUCGACGCUUCAUCGAACACAAUUCGAUACGUUCCGUAAUAUUAAAUGUUCGUUUUCUUUGGCUUUCACAGGUGGUUAGCAAUAUUCUACCAGUGACUCUCCUAUCAAUUAUACCACUUUUUAGGUAUAUCCCUUCCAACAUUUGCCUAGCCCCUGGCUCAAUAAUUAUUGCAAUCCUAUUCGAACCAUUCAACAAUGGCGCGGCACCUAUCUGUCGUUGUCAUCUUGGCCAUUGCCGCCUUCGUAGUUUUGUCUUUCAUGACGUCUUUCGGCAAUAGAACAGAGCAAAUACGACAUGUGCUACCCGCUGCGGCCGUACCGGAACAGCCACCGAUUAAGUCAGAAGCGACCCUAGCAGAUGCGAAAGCUGGUGCGAAGUCAGCCGUGAAACCAGAGGCGAAGCCUGAUGCGAAGCCAGAAGUGAAAACGGAUGCGGGUGCUGGUUUGUCACUACUAUCGGCCGACAUCCUUUCGGGUGGUGCAAUAGCUCCGAAGCUCGAGAACGCAACGAUCAAGGCGGAACUCGGUCGGUCGACGUGGAAAUUCUUCCACACGAUGAUGGCGCGGUUUCCCGAAGAGCCGACAGAGGAGGAUUCGCUAGCGCUCAAGACGUUCAUUCAGCUGUUCGCACGAUUAUAUCCGUGCGGCGAUUGCGCACGGCAUUUCCAAAAACUGCUUGCGCAAUUUCCACCGCAGGUCAGCUCACGGAAUGUGGCAGCGGGGUGGGCAUGCUUCGUGCAUAACCAGGUCAAUGAAAGACUUAAGAAGCCGGCCUUCGACUGUAAUAACCUUGGAGAUUUCUAUGACUGUGGCUGCGGAGAUGAAAAGAAGACGGCAGCAGAAACAGAAAGCAUAGGAGAGCUGAAGUUAGAGAAAGAAGGGUUGACCAAAGGUGGUUGAUUGCUGUACAAUUAUACAGCCCGGGACAUUGUCAUUUCGGCAUGGAAGCAUAGCGACUGGAGUUACUAGUUAGUCUUUUCAAUGUUCAUCGCCUCUCGAGUAGAAUUCAAGAGAGCAAUACAAUAUUAGGUACCUAGGUACUAGAUAAGUACAUGUGCUCCUCAGCGGUAAUACUGUGAUAUAUACCCAGAAUGCCUCGAAGCUCUAAACGUUACUGGAUAUGUGUAUGCACCUUAUAGUCGCGAUAUGCUAAUAUGCCAACCUUGGAAGCCUCCAAUUCACCUAUAGCAUAAUAGGAGAACUUUGAAUUCC
Molecule: messenger RNA, 1367 nt
Organism: Hypoxylon fragiforme
Lineage: Eukaryota; Fungi; Ascomycota; Sordariomycetes; Xylariales; Hypoxylaceae
Product: ERV/ALR sulfhydryl oxidase domain-containing protein
Exons: 3
Coding region: 351-1055 (234 amino acids)
Cellular component (GO): mitochondrion
Molecular function (GO): flavin-dependent sulfhydryl oxidase activity; flavin adenine dinucleotide binding
Source: RefSeq, a predicted model, not a curated record